Molecule: messenger RNA, 1195 nt
Organism: Drosophila albomicans
Lineage: Eukaryota; Metazoa; Arthropoda; Insecta; Diptera; Drosophilidae
Product: methylenetetrahydrofolate reductase-like
Exons: 3
Coding region: 61-1167 (368 amino acids)
Biological process (GO): tetrahydrofolate interconversion
Cellular component (GO): cytosol
Molecular function (GO): FAD binding; methylenetetrahydrofolate reductase [NAD(P)H] activity
Source: RefSeq, a predicted model, not a curated record
AGAUGUAACAUUUAAUUAGAAUUAUAUUUAGCUUAAAUAUAUUAGAAACAUUUAAUAGCAAUGUGUUUCAACCUCAGUCGAAUUCUAUCCCAUACAACUUUUCUGAGAAGCAUGAGAACGAUAAAACGGAAUCAGUAUCAUUCUCAUUGCAAAUAUCAUUGGAUGUUUGCUAAAAGAUUGUGUAGCUCCGAAGCGAACGCUUCAGCAAUAAAGCCGUAUUUUGAAUUUACAGAUGACCAGAAGGAACACUGCCUCAACGAUCCAAAUAUCGCCGAAAUCGUGAAGGAGAAGAGUAAGCGUAAAGAAUUCUUCUAUGGAAUCGAGAUACCCCUCAAAAUGGAUUUAAAUACUUGUCUGGACUUUAAAAUGUUUCUGCCCCAAAUGCCUGAAUUUAUGAGCAUUGUGUGGACCAAACAAUUCUCGGAUGCAAUUCGCAGUGCUUCCAUGGCAAAAUUACCCAACAUUCAGACGGUAUCACAUUUGACGCCUUUUAUUCCUGCCAUGGCCCACAUAUCGCUCCAUCGUCUAACCCAACAGCAUCUCAACGAUUUUCUCGAUUUAAAUCUCAACAAUGUGCUCGUCAUUCGCGGCGAUCACGUCGAGGAGGGACAGGAAUAUAAUUAUGCCUACGAGGCUGUCAAGUAUCUGCGUGCUGCUCGUGGUAAUAGGCUGGCAAUUGCUGUCGCUGGUUAUCCGGAAGGAUACACGAAUUUGCAAGUUGGACCGCGAAACAAGGCUUUAGAUAUUGAGUACUUGAAGUUAAAGAUCGAUAUCGGUGCCAAUUUGAUUAUCACCCAAUUGUGUUACUCUGCCGAGAAAAUCAUAGAGCUCAUAAAGGACGCCCGUAUUGCAGGAAUUACGGUUCCGAUUUUGGUUGGCAUUAUAGUGCCGUAUUCCUUUUCCAACUAUCAGAUUAUCGAGCGAAUUACUGGAGUCCGUCUCUCGCCUGAGGCACGAAUUGAAGUGGAGCAGCUGAGCAGCGAUGACACUAAGGUGAAGGAUUAUUUUGUGCAAUUGAUGGUGCGAAUUAUACAACAGAUAUUGGAGGCUGACUUGGGAAUAUAUGGUAUUCAAUUCUUUACGCUCAAUCAUUUCGAGCCGGUUGUCGAGGUACUGCGUGAGCUCCGCUCGAAGGGAAUUCCCAAAAAUUCGAAAGCUGAUUGUUAGUUAUGAUGUACAAAAAAUAUAAAACAAA